Messenger RNA from Aspergillus novofumigatus IBT 16806, 1554 nucleotides. Its product is annotated as putative protein N-terminal asparagine amidohydrolase. Gene Ontology annotation, biological process: protein catabolic process. NCBI's taxonomy places the organism in Eukaryota, Fungi, Ascomycota, Eurotiomycetes, Eurotiales, Aspergillaceae. Gene Ontology annotation, molecular function: protein-N-terminal glutamine amidohydrolase activity; protein-N-terminal asparagine amidohydrolase activity. The record is from RefSeq and is a predicted model, not a curated record. The transcript has 3 exons. Bases 247 to 1266 code for a protein of 339 amino acids.
CCCAAACUAACAUAUAUCCAAGUUAUCUUGCUGACUUGACUGCUCAGAAAUGGACAGUUAAGUCGAUAAUACUGCACAAUUCUCUCAACCAAGGUCCACAGUAUUUUUCAUGUUGGACGGCUCCAACGGCAUUUCGCCUCUUCCUCUCUGACCAGGCAUCUCACUACCACCUCGGCUCUGACAAGAGCCAGGAAGGCAAUCCCUCUCUUGUUCUUAGCGCAGGUAUCUAGGCUCCAACACAGAGGAAUGCGAAUCGCCACAUUACAAUUUGCCCCCAGGGUGGGUGACGUCGAGGGCAACAUCAAACGGGCCGACGAAUUGCUGAACAGCGGUGUAAUUGGGGCCGCUCAAGCCGGCAUCGAGAGCCUGAAGCCUGACCUCCUGGUAUUGCCGGAACUGGCUCUGACGGGGUACAAUUUCCCCUCGCUGGAAGCCAUUCGGCCGUUUCUUGAGCCCGCGGGGAAGGGUGCGUCAGCCUCUUGGGCCCGCGAGACGGCUACGCGUCUCAGGUGUAAAGUUUGCGUGGGGUAUCCCGAGAUUGAAGUAGCAGCAGACGGGGAGAGUAGCGCGCAGCCGCAGGAAAAGUACUAUAAUUCCCUGCUUGUUACGUUCCUGUACUUCACGGAUGAGACGUGGGCGUCUGAAGGCUCGGCGGAGAGAGGCUUUCACAGCCUUGUCUUUAACAAUGGUUCCGCUGAAGGAGAUAUGCUAACGGCUAAGGUGGCUACGUCGUUUGGGAUAUGUAUGGAUAUCAACCCGUAUAAAUUUGAGGCGCCCUUCACGGCUUUUGAGUUCGCGAAUCGGGUCCUCGACUCCAGGUCCCAGCUGGUUAUUCUGUCGAUGGCCUGGACGACGUUUAUGAGCCGGGAGGAGCUGGAUGCCCUGGCUGAUAAGCCGGAUUUGGAUACGUUUAAUUACUGGAUACAGAGAUUUUGGCCGCUAGUCAGGCAGAAGAUGCGGCACGAUGUUGAUUUAGGAUCUGAUGGCCAGGAGGCCGGAGACGCAAAGGAAAAGAAGAUCGUCAUUGUCUUUGGGAAUAGGUGUGGAGAGGAGGGAUCGGUGCGCUAUGCGGGGACGAGCGCGAUUAUCGCUAUUACGCAGCGCCCCGGGGUGGUGCAGGAUGGCGACACUGGGGAGGAGUUACCGUUCGAUGUGAAGAUCCUUUGCUGGGAUAUACUGGGUGCGACGACAGAGGGUAUCUGCUUUGCUGAUACUACAGCUGACCCGAAGACGGUGUUUGGGUUGGUUAAGAGGUCGCAGGCGUGAGGGUUGCAGCUUUUUUUGUCGCGCUAAGGUAUACAAUCUGGGGUAUUUGACGGUGUACAUGAUGAGACAUCUACUGUUGAGCAUUGGCGAGAAAGACUUUCACAUUGGUCAAAUGCUUUCGACUCUGACUGCUCGAUUUGUUGGACUACUUGACGCGAUAUCAAAAAUGUCGAAUCUACGCACCAAUCUCUGCAUAUCUGUUUCUCUUUUGAUGCGAAGCUGCCCGAGGAGUCGAUAGGGUUAACCUUGCCACAACCGGCAGCAAUCAUGUGAGCGGUUGAUAAUAAU